AUGCAUGCCUGCUGGAUCGAUCGAUACAAGGCAGCCACUCGUGCAUCAACAGUCGAGUGUGUUGUUGCAUCCGUCAAGUCUGUGGCUGGGGCUGCUAGCAGUAGAUUUCUAUUUGCUGGGCCUCCUGAUGAAGUUCCUGCCACGUUGGAAAGUACCGUCUCUGCUGCGAUCAACGACACUAAUAGAAUGAUGGCGUCUGAUGAGUGGACAUGGAAUUCGGCUGGUAAUGUUACUGCUACGAGUACCUUUUCUUCAGCUAUCCUUGGAGCCUGCGAGACGCUACCUGCAUUACCGGUUGAAAUUGGGGCAGCAGGCAAUGACUCACUGCUUGUACCAAUUCUGAUUGCCUUCCUUUUUGGUGCUCUUUUCAUCAUGAAUCAAUUCCUCCUGCGGCGCCAAAAUCGUCGAGAACAUCCAGAUUGCAAAACCUCAGAUGUGGGGUCAGAGGAAGCGGAACUAACACCACUGACAGCCUCAGACUCGUAUCCUUCUAUUACUCUCGACCCAUCAUGUCUUGCCGCCCCAAACAACGCUGAAGACAAGAAUUCGGAAGCUAAUGAGAAUCCCAAAGAGACCCCUAUUCAAGAGGAGAGGCCCCCUACUACUAUGGAUCCAUGUAGCACGACGGCACAGGUCUCCCCUGACGUCAAUCAACAAAAGAUGGAGGACCACAAGAGUAACAGCACCACCCCGAGUGGAUGUUCUAUGGUUGAAGACAAGGACAAAAAACUUGCUGCCAAGCCUGUCAACUCCUCUUCUCGACCUCCCAAGGGUCCAACGAAAAAAGUUGUGGCACAGGAGGCAAAGCCAGGCCUAGACAUAGCAGUGCUUCCAAUGAAGAAAGGGCUGUCACAGGAGGCAAACAAAGACAUUGUAGAACCUCAAGAGAGUCCAAUGAAAGAAGGUUUGGAAGAGAAGUCAAAGCCUUCCAAGGACAUUGAAAAGAUUCCAAAUAGUCCAACGAAGAAACGCUCAGCUGCUAUCAUAAGUACUUCUUCAAAUGAUACUGGAAAAUCGCCCACACGCCCUUCAAAAAAAUUUCGGCUCAGUCCGAGUGUACAAGAAGGGAUGGCCAAGUGCAUGAAGGCCUGGCUCAAGAAGGAUGCGACCAAUGGCCCAAGCGAGGAGGGCGACAAGCAAAUCAAGUCUGCUGCGGUAGCUGGGGCCCAGAAGGACAACAGUCAGGACUCUAUCUCAACACCAAUAUCCAAACGGGCGUUGAAAGCAAAUGCCAACAAGUCAGCGACGCUGGAUGGCAGGGCUAAGAAAGAGCAAUUGGACCAUCCAACACAAAGGGGCAAUGCAUCUGUGGCUACCUCUCACAUCACACAGGCACAAGUAGAGGGCGUUACCAAGAAGAAAAGUGCUAGGUCUACAAGUAAAGAGGGGGCUAAGAAAUUGAGCAAGGCGUCCACAGCAACACAGAAGGCGGGUCUCGGCGGGUACGCCGCUCCCGACGCCGCCGACGGCAACGUUUUGGAUUCCGGCUUGGCGGGGGUGGACGGCGCCCUGGCGUCUCGAGCCCGCGUCCACGACGAAUACCACGCCAGGUUGGCGCUGGUGGAUCUCGCGGCCAACUCCGACAACUACUACGUGCUCAGGUUGGCGCUGGUGGAUCUCGCGGCCAACUCCGACAAGUACUACGUGCUGCAGCUCCUGGUCGACGAGAAGCCGCCCAAAAAGAAACGGAGCGACAAAAAGAAGGGAGGAGGACCCGACUACUACCUGUUCACCCGUUGGGGCCGCACCGGAACCGGGGUACAGGCCAAAUUGGACGGACCCUUUGACGACGAAGACGAGGCCAAGGCAGCCUUUAAAACGAUCUUCAAAUCCAAGACGGGAGCGGCGUGGGGCGACGCCGAGCCCGGCAGCGAGCCCAGGAAGGGGAAGUACGCACACUUGGCCACCGCCGGCAGCGGAGGCAGCGCCAACGCCCAAUGGUAG
This is a messenger RNA of Seminavis robusta, 1944 nucleotides long. NCBI's taxonomy places the organism in Eukaryota, Bacillariophyta, Bacillariophyceae, Naviculales, Naviculaceae. The record is from the annotation of a GenBank genome assembly.